This is a messenger RNA of Apiotrichum porosum, 2574 nucleotides long. RefSeq lists its product as uncharacterized. The record is from RefSeq and is a predicted model, not a curated record. Lineage: Eukaryota; Fungi; Basidiomycota; Tremellomycetes; Trichosporonales; Trichosporonaceae. The transcript has 4 exons. Bases 1 to 2574 code for a protein of 857 amino acids. Gene Ontology annotation, cellular component: cytosol; cytoplasm. Gene Ontology annotation, biological process: translation; glutaminyl-tRNA aminoacylation. Gene Ontology annotation, molecular function: ATP binding; glutamine-tRNA ligase activity.
AUGCCGCCAAAGUUUGAUCCCACCAAGCCCGAGAACGCGGCUCUCAUCUCCGCCUUUGCUGCCCUUGGCCUCAGCACCAACUCUGCGACCGAGCUGGUGCGCACGCCCAAGUCGGGCAAGGCAUUCCAGGCUCUCGUCGACGAGCACAGCCUCUCCGGCCAGACCUUUGAGGAGAAGCAGGCCAACGCUCUCGUCAAGCUCUCGGCCACCGGCAGCAAGCUCUCCCCCGAGGCGCGCAAGUAUGUCGUCGACCGUAUUGUCAGUGGCGACCUCAAGUCGCCCGACCAGGUUGCCGCUGCGGUCAAGUACCUCGAGUCCAACACUGGCGCUAUCGACGCGUCUGCCUUUGACAAGGCUGCUGGUGUCGGUGUCAACAUCACCGCUGACCAGCUCCCCGCGCUCUUGAAGGUGUACGCUGCCGACGCUCCUAAGCCCCCCAAGUCGUGGACCGACCUUGGCCCCUUCCUCGGUGGCAUCAAGGGAAGCACCUCGGACCUCAAGUGGGCUGCCACCGGCGACCUCAAGGUCGCGGUCGACGACCUCUUCACUGAGCUGUUUGGCUCGAAGGAGGCCGCCGCCAAGGCCCGUGCUGAAUCUGCUGCUGCCAGCAAGCCCAAGAAGGAGGCCAAGGCUCCCGCUGCCGCCCCUACCGCCGUCACCACCUCUGCCGAGGCGUCGUCGUCGACUGGCCCCAACAUUCCCACCAACAUUUUCCGCGAGGGCUUCCUGUCCGAAUUCCACAAGGUCGGCGAGAACCCCCAGAGCGACCCCAAGCUCAAGGAGGAGCACCUGAAGUGGACCGAGGGCAAGGUGUACACCCGUUUCCCUCCUGAGCCCAACGGAUACCUUCACAUUGGCCACGUCAAGGCCAUCAUGGUCGACUUUGGCUACGCCAAGUUCCACGGCGGCAGGACAUACCUUCGUUACGACGACACCAACCCCGAGGCCGAGGAGGGCCGCUACUUCCAGUCGAUUCUCGAGACUGUCCGCUGGCUCGGUUUCGAGCCUUGGAAGAUUACCUACUCGUCGGACAACUUUGACAGGUUGUACGAGCUCGCUGUCGAGCUCAUUCGUCGCGGCAAGGGCUACGUGUGCACGUGUGACGCCGAGAAGAUCAAGGAGGACCGCGGCGGUGGCCGUGGCAACCCCAAGGCGUGCGAGCACCGCGACCGACCCAUCGAGGAGAGCCUGGUCGAAUUUGAGCGCAUGAAGAAUGGCGAGUAUGCCGAGAAGACGGUCUGUCUUCGUAUGAAGAUGGACCUCACCAGCGGCAACCCGUACAUGUGGGACAGUGUCGCUUACCGCGUCAAGUACGCCGAGCACCACCGUACCGGCGACAAGUGGAAGAUUUACCCUACCUACGACUUCACCCACUGCCUGUGUGAUUCCUUUGAGAACAUUACCCACUCGCUCUGCACCACCGAGUUUGUCCCCGCCCGCGAGUCUUACGAGUGGCUCUGUGAUGCCCUUGGUGUUUACAAGCCCCGCCAGUACGAGUUUGCCCGUCUCAACCUCCAGGGCACCUUCCUGUCCAAGCGCAAGGUCCGCCGUCUGGUAGAGAGCAGCCUUGUCAAGGACUGGGAUGACCCGCGUCUGUACACCAUCAUUGCGCUCCGUCGUCGUGGUAUUCCUCCCGGCGCGCUGCUCAACUUCGUCUCGGACCUCGGUGUCACCACCUUGCUUUCCGAGACCCAGCUCCAGAAGUUUGAGUCGGUUGUCCGCAAGUACCUCGAGGACACUGCGCCGCGUCUGAUGAUGGUUCUCAACCCCAUCAAGGUUGUUCUUGAGAACGUCGACGCCGACUACCGCGUCCCCGUCCAGGUGCCGCUCCACCCCAAGGUCCCCGCCAUGGGCACCGUCGAGACGUCGUUCACCAAGGAGGUUUACAUUGACGCCGAGGACUUCCGCACGGAGGACUCGCCCGACUACUUCCGUCUUGCUCCCGGCAAGACUGUUGGUCUCUUCAAGGCUCCCUUCCCCGUCACCUGCACUUCGUACUCUACCGACGCGGCCGGCAACGUCACUGAGAUUCGCUGCCGUCUCGAGAAUGGCGAAAAGGUCCCCAAGGCCAAGGCGUACGUCCAGUGGGUCAACGCUCCCGACGCCAUCAAGGUUGACGAGGUGCGCUACUUUAAGCCUCUGUUCAAGCACGACCCCGUCCCCGCCGACUUUGAGGGUGACGUCAACGACGCGUCGCUCGAGGUCUUCACCAACGCCGUCGUCGAGCCCGCGUUCUACGAGCUGGCCAAGAAGGCCGUCACUGACGCGCGCACCGAGUCGCUCGAGCGCACCAAGCGCGCCGCGGCCGAGAACCAGGUCGCGACCGCCACCUCGGAGGCUGCGGCUGCCGAGGCUGUCGCCCACGACGAGCCUGUCGCGACGGCCGACCAGCUCGUCGGCAUGGAGAACAUUCGCUUCCAGGGCAUGCGUCUUGCGUACUUUGCCGUGGACCGCGAGAGCACCCUUGGAUGCCUCGACGAGAGCGCCACUGCCAAGCCCGGCAAGCGCGAUGGCGACAAGAUUAUCCUUAACCGUAUUGUGUCGCUCAAGGAGGACGCCGGCAAGAAGGCUUAG